Molecule: messenger RNA, 1251 nt
Organism: Haliotis rufescens (red abalone)
Lineage: Eukaryota; Metazoa; Mollusca; Gastropoda; Lepetellida; Haliotidae
Exons: 3
Coding region: 122-1099 (325 amino acids)
Source: RefSeq, a predicted model, not a curated record
AGAGAUACAAGUGUGCACGUUCCCAUACCUUUGCCGGAAUACUGUCAAUCUCCAGAUUAGAUCGCAGCGGACAUCAAAGGAAGCAGUCAUAAUCAGCAAACUGGUCAUAAUUGACAAAAUUAUGAAGUUACCAUUGGUGUUCGUAUUUUGCCUUUUUGUUUUCAGCCACUGGGGCAAUGCAUCUCCUGUCAAAUACGACAAUGAAGAAGGCGAGGACACGGGUGUAGUGGCUAAUCUGCUGAAACUUUUCGACGAGGUACCAGUACUCAAAAGCACGAUCGAGAAAUCCGGGUUAAGUUUUGAUGAAAUCAAACUUCUAUUUGGAGAACAGAACUUGAUUGGGCAGCUGGUCAACAACAUUUACAAGUUGAGUCCGGUGGCUGGAGAAAUCAUAGACGAUGCUGCCAAAACCAAUGUAGAGAUUCGUGUUGUACUAGCUAUUGCACGAGGGAAAACGCCGAAUCUGUUUGACAUUUUCAAACUCGCUACCUCCAAACAAGAGAACAUGUGGACGUCUAUAGAUAACGCUGCCUCCCAAAAUGAACAUGCCCAGUACAUUCUUCAGAAGAUGAAGGAGCCGAACCCAGACAUCCCCAACAUCUGGAACAUGCUUACAGGAAAACAUCUUGAGACGGACGGCAUCGUCGACAACGACAAAUACGCCAUUGCUUCCAGCACCAAGAAGAAGAACAGGCACUUGUAUGAGAUGUCCAAGUUCAUUGAAGCCAACUGGAGGCCCCUGGAGAAAGCUUUCCAUGUUUUGGCCAACCUUCCUAUCAACUUUGUGAAGGUCCUGCAGUACAUCCUUGGUCUUGACUACUCGGCAUUCCGUUUUGCCAUUGCUCCUUCUACUAUGAUGAACGGCAAGAAGUACAUGAUCACAGACAACAAGUCCAAGUACACAGUGGUGGGCCAGGGCCAGUCCACCUUUGAUCCUGAUGACGAUGCCGACAUUGUUAAUAUCCUUAAUGAAAUACGGGUCAAAUACCCUGCAAUGCACGACACCUUUGUUCGAACAAACGGCAAUACUGCUGCUCGGACAGCGGUGCUUCAUCUGGUUACAGAGACAAUCGAAAUUCUCAAUCGGUUGAUUGGCUGAAAGGAUACGAAAUUGACAGGAUGAUUGCCUGAUUGACGGAAACAACACGACCUCAAUGAAUGACGUGCUGGUAUUGUUGGUUGUGUAUUUGUGUAAUUCUCAUAUGAAUAAUAUCAUUACACCAGGCAUUAAAUCUUAUAUAUUUCAACCUC